Closterium sp. Naga37s-1 is the source of this 3024-nucleotide messenger RNA. Lineage: Eukaryota; Viridiplantae; Streptophyta; Zygnematophyceae; Desmidiales; Closteriaceae. The record is from the annotation of a GenBank genome assembly.
AUGGAGGUCGACCCACCCCCCUUGGAUGAGCCAGUGGAGAUCUUUUCUGACUCCUCUGGCCCAGCUGAGGGGGGUGACCCAGUCGCGGACGACACGGCGGCCAUUCGCCGCUCUCCACGCUUGGAGACCCCCCCGGGUUUUCCGCCUCGACCGUCUUCGCCGCCUCCGCAGCCUGCUGCUGUGGACUCUGGAGCUGAGACUACAGGUGCUGAGACUGGGGGUGAUGAGACAGAGGGUGAGGGUUCUGGGGGUGUUGUGCCUGGGGGUGCUGGUUCUGGGGGUGCUGCGACUGGGGGUGCUGGUUCUGGGGGUGCUGACUCUUGGGGUGCUGCGAGUCCUAGUGGCGGUGGAGUUGUGGGUGACCCUGUUGGAGGUCCUGGAGCUGGAGGUACUAGAGGUGCUGCUGGUGCUGGAGGUACUGGAGCUACUAGGCCUGGAGGUACUGCUGGAGGUUCUGGAGGUGCUACUGGUGCUGGAGGUGCUGGAGGUACUGCUGGUGUUGGAGGUACUGGAGCUGCUGAUGCUGGAGGUACUGCUGGUACUGGAGGUGCUGGGGGUACUCGAGCUGCUGGCACAGGAGGUGCUGGUGCUACUGGUGCUGGAGCUGCGGGAGCUGCUGGUCCUGGAGGUGCUCGUACUAGAGGUACGGGAGCUGCCGGAGCUGGUGGUGCUGCUCGUGUUGGAGGUGCUACUGGAGCUACUGACCCUGGAGGUGCUGGUGCUGCUGCUGCUGGAGGCGCUGGAGCUGGAGGUACUGGAGGUGCUGGAGCUGCUGGUCCUGGAGGUGCUCGUACUAGAGGUGCUGGAGCUGCCGGAGCAGGUGGUGCUGCUGGUGCUGGAGGUACUGCUGGUGCUGGAGGCGCUGGAGCUGGAGCUGGAGGUACUGGAGGUGCUGGAGCUGCUGGUCCUGGAGGUGCUCGUACUAGAGGUGCUGGAGCUGCCGGAGCAGGUGGUACUACUGGUGUUGGAGGUACUGGAGGUGCUACUGGAGGUGCUGGCACUGGAGGUGCUGGAGGUACUGCUGGUGCUAGAGGUGCUGGCGCUGCCGGAGCUCGUGGUGCUGCUGGUGCUGGAGUUGCUGGAGGUGCUAGAGGUGCUGGUGCUACUGGUGCUGGAGGUGCUGCUGGGAGUGCUGGUGGAGCUGCUCGUGCUGGAGGUACGGGAGCUGCUGGUGCUCUUCGCCACCUUCUCAGUCUUCCGCCAGGUGCUACUGAAUUCCCUGUGGCAGGUACUACUCCUCCGUUACUGUUUCCACCGGCAGACCAGUCACAGUCGCAGUUGCUACCGCACUCCCCACUACCUGCUCCUGCUCCCUACACUGCGGUGACACAGUCCCUGACUGAGCAUCGAGAGCCUGAGACUCGUGCUUCCACCCCUGAGCGUCGAGAGCCUGAGUCCAGCUUUGACCUUGAGCCCGAGCCUAGAGCUGCUGUCCGUGCUCGUGUUCCUCGUGUUCGUCGUCAGCGUGCUCUGGCUGUCCCAGGCACUCACGAUAUGACACUCCGUCCUUCCUCUGUUCCACAGCGUGUUGUCCUGCCGUUACCUCCUGCGUCCUCUCUUCCUGGCGUUGCUGACCCUCCGUCUGACCUUGCUCGUGCGUCCAGUAUGGCUGUUACUCGCUUUCUUGCUACGGUGGUGACUGACCCUUCGAUCUCGUCUCCUGCUGCGUCUGCCUUAGUCGCUGAGCUCGUUGACUUUGCUGCUGUGUACCGCCUCGACUACCUUACGAGUCUUGUUUCUGACCCUGUCCCUGCCUGUCCUCCGUCCGUCGGGGGUGAGACUGCCCAUUGCUGUACUGCCAUUAGCUGUGACGUUCUUGAGGACAGACAGGAGGAGCUGGAGUGCCUUGCGGCCGCUGCACCCCAUCCCGCGACCAUGCUGCUUGCCCCUGAGGGAGACCCGGAUGCACUUGACAUCCCCACCCCGCGCUCUUACAGAGAGGCGAUUUCGGGUGAGUACUGCUCUCAGUGGCAGACAGCCAUGGACGCAGAGAUGGCUUCCUGGAAGUCCACAGGCACCUACGUCGACGAGGUUCCCCCACCUGGGGCGAACAUCGUCAGUGGCAUGUGGAUUUUCAGGGUGAAGCGGCCGCCGGGUUCUCCGCCUGCCUUCAAGGCACGUUACGUUGCUCGAGGUUUUAGUCAGCGUGCGGGAGUCGACUUCUUUCAGACCUUCUCCCCCACCCCGAAGAUGACCACUCUUCGGAUGUUGCUACACGUUACAGCUCAGCGUGACUACGAGCUGCACUCCCUCGACUUCUCGACAGCUUUCUUGCAGGGUAGCCUUCACGAGGCUAUCUGGUUGCGCCGUCCAGAGUGCUUCACUGGGUCGUUUCCUGAGGGUACCCAGUGGAGCCUACGGCGACCAGUGUACGGCCUGCGUCAGGCGCCCCGCGAGUGGCACGACACACUGAGGACGACACUUGCGGCUCUUGGGUUUGCUCCUUCGAGUGCUGACCCGUCGCUUUUUCUACGCACCGACACUACUCUGCCGGCGUUCUACAUCCUCGUGUACGUCGACGAUUUAGUUUUUGCUACUGCUGACACUGAGGCACUGGCCCUAGUGAAGGCGGAGCUGCAGGAGAGACACACCUGCACUGACCUGGGUGAGCUGCAGAGCUAUCUUGGCUUGCAGAUCACCCGGGACAGAGCACGGCGCACCAUCACCCUCACUCAGUCACACAUGGUGCACCAGGACCUUCAGCGCUUCAGCUUCACGUGGUCCUCGCCACAGCCCACUCCUCUGUCUACCGGCCACUCGCUCUCAGCUCCACCUUCGGACGAGUCCGUAGAGCCGAGUGGUCCGUACGCAGAGCUUGUGGGUUGCCUCAUGUACCUGAUGACGUGCACACGACCUGACCUCGCGUACCCUCUCAGCCUCCUGGCUCGCUACGUGGCACCCGGUAGACACCGAAAGGUGCACUUUGAUGCUGCGAACAGGUGUAUUGCGUUACUUGUGCAGUACAUCGGGCAUGGGGCUCGUGCUUGGAGGACGGAGUUCAGUGGUACUCACAGGACACUCUGA